ACCGCGUAUGACUUGAGCCUCCAUAUAGAACAUCGAGUUACGAGUAUGGAGUAUCCCAUCAUGUUCAUAACUGGCAGCGAUGAAGAAGACCCUUUCACUGAUGAUCUCCUGCCUUAUCUUGGCCUUCUUUUUCCUCUCUGUCGAUGCAGGAUAUAAUGGCUCUGAUCAUGUUCAACAUGAUAUAUGCACGGUGACUAGCGGACCCGACGAAGUCAGGAUUAUGAUUUUGAAGCGGCCAAGUAGUGCUCAAUCCGUUAGAUCAAUAACUUUCAGAAACAACUGUCCAAGUACCAUCUGGCCAGGAACCUUAUCCAUUACUGGUGGUCAGAGUACUCAACUAUCAACUACCGGAUUUGCGUUAGCAUCCAGAGCAUCUACAUCACUGGAUGUCCAAACUCCAUGGUCAGGCCGUUUUUGGGCACAAACUGGUUGCUCCACGAACACCUCAGGUUGGUUCUCUUGCGCUACUGCUGAUUGCGCAUCUGGCCAAGUAACAUGCAAUGGCAAUGGUGCCAGCCUGCCAGUGUCUCUGGUAGAAUUCAACGUAGGGAUGUUUGGUGGGAGAGACUUUUACGAUGUCAGCCUUGUCGAUGGUUUCAACAUGCCUGUUUCAGUGAGCCCAGAUGGCGGGACCGGUAUUUGCCAUACCUCGACUUGCCCAAUGGAUGUGAACGCGGUUUGCCCAUUAGAGCUACAACAGAAAGCCCCAGAUGGGAGCGUGAUCGCAUGCAAGAGCGCAUGCACAGCAUUCAAUCAGCCACAAUACUGCUGCACUGGCGACUUCCUUACCCCAGCAUGUCCUCCCACGAACUAUUCAAUGAUUUUCAAGAACCAAUGCCCUCAAGCUUAUAGCUAUGCUUAUGAUGAUGUGAACAACACCUUUACCUGCUCCGGUGCACCUAAUUACGUUAUCACUUUCUGCCCUUGAAUAACAUCUAGCUUGAUCAUGAGACGAGAUCAAGAGUUAUGCAUUCA
Molecule: messenger RNA, 975 nt
Organism: Carya illinoinensis
Lineage: Eukaryota; Viridiplantae; Streptophyta; Magnoliopsida; Fagales; Juglandaceae
Product: thaumatin-like protein 1b
Exons: 4
Coding region: 80-928 (282 amino acids)
Biological process (GO): defense response
Cellular component (GO): extracellular region
Source: RefSeq, a predicted model, not a curated record